Molecule: messenger RNA, 3411 nt
Organism: Silurus meridionalis
Lineage: Eukaryota; Metazoa; Chordata; Actinopteri; Siluriformes; Siluridae
Gene: angel1
Product: angel homolog 1 (Drosophila)
Exons: 10
Coding region: 569-2851 (760 amino acids)
Molecular function (GO): 3'-5'-RNA exonuclease activity
Source: RefSeq, a predicted model, not a curated record
UUCUUGUUAGCAGGUCUUAAUUUUCUCUUGCUCUCGACAUAACACAGUUUAUUUUUUUUCUUAUCCACAUCUUAAUUUUCUCGUGAUCUCGACAUUGUUUUAAUGUGGUCACGAAUUAAUCUUCUCGUCCUCUCGACAAAACAAAACAAAACAAAUUAUGUUUUUCGUCAUCACGACUUGAUCUUCGCGUGGACGUGACAGCCUUAAACGGUUAUGUCGAGAUCAAGAGAAAACAAUGAAAAUAAAAUAUUAGAAUGACAUAUUCUCCUAGGACUUUUGUACUUUUCUGUGUAUUAUGCAUAAAAACAUGUUCUAAAGGCAGCAUCCUGUUUAUUUGCCUUUGUUUACAGUGGACUCUCCAAGAUGGCGGACACGUUGACGUCCGAUCCAGCGACCAAUGAGACGUCACAGGAUUUUCUAUGUCUAUGGUCUGAAGGCCCUGUGUGUGGCUGUGUUAUAAACGCAAUGUGAAUAGAAACUAGAAGUGUGCACUUUAAUGAGCUGCGCCAUAACAAUCAGGACAGGGACAUCAUUAAAGUAUUUUUUCCCCUGAAAUGGUAGUUGAACCAUGAUCGGGAGCCUUAUUUAUUAUGGGCUCUACCCGCUCUCUCAGCUCUUCAUUAAGCUCUCAGAAUCUUGGUGGAAGCAUCGUCCAGUGAUCAUUAAUGGCACAACAGUGUGUGACGGUGGUGCAAAUUCUUGCAGAAGGCUUACUGAACAACAGACUGCUUUGUUGGAUCAGUGGUGCAAUCCUGGAAAUGAAGUUUCAGAAACCCCUACACACACUUGUCAAGAACGAAGAGAAGCUGAAGGACUGGUGGAUAGCAGAUCCCUUCUGCAGAUCAGGGAGGUGGUAGUGGUGCAAAAGCGUGAGAUAAAGGAGGACAAAGAGAAGAUUCAUUCAGUAGACCUGAUGGAACAAGAAUCAGAGCUGGAAUGGGAGCUAGAAUCAGAAAGGGCUAAAAUCCAGGCUGAUGACUGCCAUUGGAGGUCUAGUUCUGAGGAUGAAAGUCAGGGAUUGCAAGUGAUGGCAACAGACACUGGAAGGGCCUGUUCAGCCAAGCCAGGAGGUGGGUUCUCGGGUCUUAAACCAUCUCCAUCUAACGCACUGCCACGUGCUGGCUCUGAUAACCAUGACCUUCUAAACCGUCCACAAGAAUCUCAAGUUUGCAGCAAAGGAAAAGAGUCAUUUGAACCAACAGCAGGUAGCGCUGAAGAAAGUGGUAGUUAUACAAUACCAGGGCCAUUGAAUUAUGGUCUGUUUACCAGUGAGAAUGCGUAUGGUGAUGACUCUGGCAUGAGAGGAAGUGAAGCUCAGGUCAGCAGUGACAGUCUUUUGUAUGACCUGAGUGCAAUGCUAUCAGACAACCCUGCACAGUCCUUUACUAAUCACACAUGGCUCCAGCCUGCGCCUGCUGGUUGGCAUUUUCCAGUAGGACAAGAAUUGUCAGAGAUAGUAUAUCAUCCUGUACCGUUCCCAGGCACAAGCUACUACCAUGGGUUAAAAAACAAUACAAAUUUCGAAGUGAUAUGGCGGGUAUGGGAGGACUUCUGUCAAUCCUCCAUCCCCUGUACAUCUUCCCACACAGCCUGUGUAGAUUCUGGGACGAAGUUUGAUUUUACAAUUAUGUCCUACAACAUCUUGGCCCAGGAUCUGCUUGAAGCUAACAUAGAGCUGUAUACACACUGCUCAGAGGAUGUCCUAGCAUGGGAAAACCGUUUCCAGAACAUUUUCAAAGAGCUGCAGUCCUGGGAACCUGAUAUUAUUUGUUUUCAAGAGGCACAAGAGAAUCACUUUCAUGAGCAGAUAUAUCCAGCCCUGAUUGAGAUGGGAUAUCACUGUAUGUACAAGCGGCGCACAGGCAGCAAAACGGACGGCUGUGCGGUGUGUUACAAAGCUAAUCGCUUUAAAAUGCUCUCUGUGCGCCUGCUCGAAUUCCAGCGUCACGACUCUGAACUGUUGGACCGGGACAAUGUGGGCAUAGUGCUGCUACUUCAGCCAACCACAGCACAUGGUGAAGACACUAAUUUCCCGCCCAUCUGUGUGGCCAACACACACCUGCUGUUCAACCCCAGGAGGGGAGAUGUGAAACUGGCCCAGCUAGCCAUAGUGCUGGCAGAGAUUGACAGCUUGGUCAAGCAAUGUAAGCUCAAAGGGCUUGAGUGCGAGAUCAUUCUGUGUGGAGACUUCAACUCCUUACCCAAUAUGCCCCUGUAUCAGCUGAUUGUCACGGGCAAACUCUACUACCACGGAUUACCAAACUGGAUGGUGUCUGGUCAGGAGGACCUGUCCAACAAAUCCCAUCACAGGCGUCUCUAUGCACCUUUGUGGCCUAACAGCUUGGGCAUCAAUGAUAACUGUCAGUACUAUGAUGUCUGUGAGCCUCAAAGCAAAGAUACAGGGAAAUUGCACUACAAUCAUGACUUCCUGCGGCAGCUGCGUUACUGUCCGGCAGCCUGUGUGCGGCCCCCUGACCUGGAGUUCAUACCAGGUGUCACUGACAACACUCCAACUCCUGAAGAAACCCAGCCGUAUCCCCCAAGGCAUUUCAGAAACACUAUAUGUCAUGGCUUGAACCUGAGCUCUGUGUACAGCCAAAACAUAUCAGACACUGACCACUGUGCAGUCACCACUCUGCACUCACAUGGAGCUACCAUGGUCGACUACAUCUUCUACUCCACAAGAAAAGGGCCUGCUUGGGCUUGUGCUGUCGAAGAAAAGAGAGGUCUCACGUUGCUUGGACGUCUUGCUCUGCUGUCUGAAGCUGACCUUUGGUUGCUGAAUGGACUCCCAAAUGAAGUAUUCCCAUCUGACCACCUCAGUCUGCUGGCCAAGUUUCAGCUCCGUUAAGCAUUCAGGGUUCUAGCAAGUGUGACGAGUUCAAGUUACAAAUUUUUAGACGUUGCUGCAAAACAGUGCACUUUGUUCCAAGCCUAUGCUUUGCUGUAAUUUCCUUCAGGCCUUAAUUAAUAGAUUUCAUAUUUUUAAUUUUCUGAGAUAGGUGGUAUAACAGGUAUAAGUUUGGUUUUUUUCCCCGUCAAAGAUAAUGGUUCUGAGAGUAUUUUAAACCUUUCUUCCUGUUGAUUAGUGACAUUUCUAAAGCACAUUUUAGGCACAAGGCAUUUUUUUUAAUGUUUGCUGUUCAUGACUCAUAGGUUUGUAAACACCUUGUGUUCUUCAGGUUGUUUUAAAGCUUGAGUUACAUUUACAUACGGGGCAUUAUGUGAAAUAAUCCGUAUUGAGAAAUUAAGCUGUGCACUUUUGUUGCCUAAACAUUUUUUUUUUUAAACAUGUUGAAUGUACCUCAGUUUUGAGUUUUGAUUUAUAUUUGAAAUAAUCUUUUGUUUGGAGCGGCUUUAUAUUCGUACAGUGGAAGGGAAAAAAAAUAAAUAUGUUGCUAUUAAAACGUA